GUAAUAUUUUAUGGAGUGGGCGGAUAGUAAACAAAUAACAAUAAUAACAAUAAUAAACAAUAAACCGGAUAAGCUGAAAACUUUGAUAAACAUAAAGCUUUAAGCUUGAUGGCUUGAUUCUUAAAACUUUAAUAAUUAACGAGUCCUAGUAUUUUAGUUUAAGGAUUACGAGACACAGCUCAUUUGCCAUCAAUAUGACGUGUAAUAUUUUUCGUUUUGCGGUAAUUAAUUUACCUACCAAGAUACAACCUCAGAUAACUGAACCAAUAGAUUUAUGAAUUGAAUAGAGUUUGAUUAUUUUAAUUUUAUGCGUUACUUUUUUGUAAUUCCCGCUUGAAGUAAGUCCUAGGUAUCCAUUACGUUGACCAUGGCUUCAGCAGAUCUGAUAAGCUUGAACAAAACUUGGGAACUUUCGUUGUAUGAGCUACAUAGAACGCCACAAGAGGCAAUCACGGAUAGCACGGAGAUAGCUGUGUCCCCUCGGAGCUUACACAGCGAAUUGAUGUGCCCAAUUUGUUUAGAUAUGCUCAAGAAGACUAUGACCACUAAAGAAUGUCUUCACAGAUUUUGUUCAGAUUGCAUUGUUACUGCUCUUCGUUCUGGUAAUAAAGAGUGUCCUACUUGUCGAAAAAAAUUAGUAUCUAAACGUUCAUUGCGCCCAGACCCAAAUUUUGAUCUACUAAUUUCCAAAAUCUAUCCUAGCCGUGAUGAAUAUGAAGCCCAUCAAACCAGAGUUUUAGAAAAAUUGAACAAAAGCCAUAGCCAAGCAAAUUUAGUGCAAUCUAUAAAUGAAGGUAUCAAAAUCCAAACUCAAAAUCGUUUACAGCGUACCAAAAAGAAUCAACAAGAUGAGCUAAAUGAAAGUAGUUCUUCAUCUACACCAAAAACCCCUUCCAACAACCUUGGGGCUGGUAGAGAUAAUGUAACUAGAACAGUGGUUCAAGCAAAAGUGGCAAAGAAACUUAAAACAGUAAUGAUUUCUGAAAAUGAUGGUCCAUCAUCUUUGUCAGCUGACAGAUCAGAUAUUACUGAGUGUGAUGGCUCUUCAAGAGGAGUAUCAGUAGAUGAAAUUGAAUUGGUAUUUAAGCCUCACCCAACUGAAAUGGGAACUGAUAAUCAAUUAAUAAGAGUGUUGAAAGAGAAUUCUGUACGUUAUAUUAAAACUACCGCAAAUGCUACUGUUGAUCAUUUAAGCAAAUACUUAGCGAUGCGACUUACAUUAGAUCUUGUUUCGGAGCUUCCAGAACGGGCUCUAAGCUUUUUAAUCUAUGUAUCACCAACAUCUGAUGAAUAUGUUCCGCUAAAUGGAAAUCAGACUUUACGACAGGUUCAUGACAAAUACUGGAAUGUGAAUAAACCACUAGAAAUGUUUUAUUCAUUUAAUUAAGUUAUGCCAAACUAAUUUGUAAAUUAUAAGCUUUUUACUCUUCUUUGUCUUUCAAAUAGUAUUAAUCUAUAAGAAUAAUAUUAUAAAUACUAACUUAUGUAGUGUUAAUAUCUAUCACUAAUAUUUAUUAAUAUUUUAUAUUAGCUUUAUUGCUUUAGAAUAAAAUGUGGUACACAUUUUUCCAGUUAAGAGUGAACCACCUACAGAUACAGACUGACCGAUUCGACCCCUUACGUGGUCGUCGUGUUGUCUAAGUGCUUUAUUGUAGGUUGUUGCCAUCGUAUUGUGCCCAAGUAUACAAGUUUUUGCCAUAAGAGCUGUUUAUGGAUAGUUAUACACUAACAUAGUCAGAUUUAAAUUAAUGUUUUAUUGUUAACUUGAAUACAGUAUAAAACUUCUGAAAUUGUGAAAUUCUUUGUUAAGUGAUCUUAGGUUUGUACCAAAACUCAAACUUUUAUAAAAAUAAAGUAAUAUAUCCUGGACUAGUA
Molecule: messenger RNA, 1875 nt
Organism: Aphis gossypii (cotton aphid)
Lineage: Eukaryota; Metazoa; Arthropoda; Insecta; Hemiptera; Aphididae
Product: E3 ubiquitin-protein ligase RING2-A-like
Exons: 3
Coding region: 368-1387 (339 amino acids)
Cellular component (GO): PcG protein complex; ubiquitin ligase complex
Molecular function (GO): ubiquitin protein ligase activity; chromatin binding
Source: RefSeq, a predicted model, not a curated record